GUUUGGAUUCACCCGCUCCCACAAGCAUUCAUUCACAGAUUGUUCCUGUGUGACUGGCACCAGCUCAACUACACCACGCGCUACGGGUUUACCUUUGAAUUGCACUGGUCGCGUGCAGCUUGAAACCAAUCCAAGCGCCGGUGGUUCAGUGUUACCCGCAAAUUAAUUGCACCUUGACCCGGGCCCUCCACGGAUUAACGUUCCCCGAAUCGAUUUAGGCAAUCGGAAAGGGCCACAGGGCAACAUACCAGACCAGCCCGCCCCUAACUUCCCACUUCAUCUGCCGUUGGUUCUUAAUCCCCAUUCUCGGAAUCGCACGACCUCGACGUUUCGCAUCCACGAUUCGUGUCCAUUCCGUUCGCACAGACUGAUAAUCCAUCACAAUGCCUAAGAAAGGAGGAAAGAAGAACAAGGGCAAGAAGAGCGGCGGUGCUGCCGCUGCCGCGAAGAAAGCAGUCGAUGCCCCCAACAAUGUUGUACCAGCCAACGAGGUCGAGGAAACAGUCCCCAAGAGCGACAGUGAGCUCGAAGCUGUCGCUACCGAGGCAGGCGUCACUGACACCACUGCGCCUGAGGCUGUCGUCCCCGAAACAGUUACCAAGGACGAAAGCGAAGUUGAAGCCGUCGCUGCCGAGACAGCUCCUGCAGUGACUGCGGCACCCGUGGCCACAGUUACUGACACCGCCGCCCCGGUCCCCGCGCCUGCCCCUCCGGUCAAAUUCACGGAGGAGGCCUCAAACGCAGUCAAUACCGCGUUUCCCAAGAUAAACGAUGGCAUCGUAGAGGACGCUGCGCAGCAGACGAAGACUGCUCAGGCGGAGACAGUGGAGGAGGGCACGAGUAAGUAACCCAAUGGGUGCGCAUUUGCGCAGGGCUGGUAGUUUGCUGACAACGUUCAUCACCAGCUGUACUACCUUCCACC
Messenger RNA from Aspergillus eucalypticola CBS 122712, 922 nucleotides. RefSeq lists its product as uncharacterized. The transcript has 3 exons. NCBI's taxonomy places the organism in Eukaryota, Fungi, Ascomycota, Eurotiomycetes, Eurotiales, Aspergillaceae. The record is from RefSeq and is a predicted model, not a curated record. The coding region runs from base 384 to 848 and encodes 154 amino acids.